Molecule: messenger RNA, 1593 nt
Organism: Aspergillus pseudoviridinutans
Lineage: Eukaryota; Fungi; Ascomycota; Eurotiomycetes; Eurotiales; Aspergillaceae
Exons: 1
Coding region: 1-1593 (530 amino acids)
Biological process (GO): tRNA 3'-terminal CCA addition
Molecular function (GO): RNA binding; ATP:3'-cytidine-cytidine-tRNA adenylyltransferase activity
Source: RefSeq, a predicted model, not a curated record
AUGACGCAAAUAAAGAAAUCCACAACCAACAUUGUGAACAGCCGCCUACAGACGGCAGGACAAGCACCAGUUCUCCAUCUGUCGCCUGCAGAAGAGCUUCUGCGACGACUACUCUUAGCCUGUCGCGAAAGUAUCGUCUCCAGCAAAAAUGACGUGACGACUCUGGACAUGUGGUUCGUCGGAGGAUGGGUUCGAGACAGACUUCUCAAUGGUCAAUCCUCAGAUAUCGACGUGGCGCUCAGCUCCAUGACUGGCAUCCGGUUCGGCCACGCGCUUGAGAAUUAUCUCCAGAAAGAAAAGCACAAAUACCUUGACGAGGCAAGGCGCUACGGAGUUCCUCCUGUAAUCUCAAAGCUGCACGAGAUGAAAAAGAACUCGAAGAAAUCCAAACACAUCGAGACCGGAAGAUUCCACAGUAUUUUCGGCCUCUCGGUAGAUUUCGUGAAUCUCAGAAAGGAAACCUACGGAGAGGCGAGCACGAUCCCGCAGAUGGAGUUUGGCACUCCGGAGGAGGAUGCUCAUCGUCGCGAUGCUACAAUCAAUGCUCUGUUCUACAACCUCAAGACAGGAAUUGUUGAAGAUCAUACCGGACUUGGACUGCAUGACCUGGCUGCUGGCGUCAUCAGAACACCAUCUUGCCCCUUCGAAGCCAUUGGUGAUGACCCCCUCAGAAUCCUCCGGUUGAUCCGAAUUGCAGCUCAGCUUGGUUUCCGAAUUGAAAGGGAGACCAUGAACGCAAUGCGAAUUGUCGAGUUGCGGCAGCAACUCUGCACAAUGGUCAGUCGUCAGCGGGUAGAAGCGGAGCUCAUAAAGAUCCUUAGAGGCAAAAACACAUUUUCGGCUUUCCAAUUGAUCCAUGAACUCCAUCUCUACAGUCCAGUCUUUUACGAUGCGUUGCCAUGUACUGAAGAUGAGAGACCAAGCUGGGUUCUUUGGCACCCGGGUUGGUAUGGCCCACGGCACAGUGAAUGGGCUCGCGCCUUUGAAACCGUGGCUUUCCUAUUAGGCGGAGGACCGAAGACACUCAGGAAAAUUCUGCUUCAGCCUGAGAAAAUGGACGACAUCUGGAUGCUGACUGCUUUUGUGCCGAUGGACCUCGACCAACUUGAUGAUCUUGCAGAGCGAGAAGUAAAAGUACCCGGAUUUGUCUCUCAGUCGAUGAGAAAUCACCCUCGCAUUCAGAAUUACAAGGACGAGAUUAUGGCAGAUGGGUCUUUUCCCGGAAAACUACCUCGAGGUAGUCUCGGAAUGUUGAUUAGGACAUGCGGCAGUACUUGGAGAUUACAAAUACUUUACGCGCUUCUGAAAGACGACGUCGAUCAAUUGGGGUAUGGUAAUGAAAAGCUGGCCUUGAUUAUGCAGUGGUCGAGGUUUGUGGAAUAUAUCUCUAAGGCGAAGCUGGAGGACGCCCCAUAUGUAAAGCCUAUUCUCAACGGGCAUGAUAUUUUGGCCUUGUACGAUCUCGAAAAAGGAGGCCCGUUCAUGCAGCAAGCCCUCGAAGACCUUGUGAGAUGGCAAUUUACGCAUGAGAAUGCUACAAAGGAGGAUGCGAUGGAGUGGAUGCUUACUCAGAGGGAAACGUACAAUGUCUAA